Temnothorax curvispinosus is the source of this 659-nucleotide messenger RNA. RefSeq names its product endocuticle structural glycoprotein SgAbd-8-like. Bases 241 to 630 code for a protein of 129 amino acids. NCBI's taxonomy places the organism in Eukaryota, Metazoa, Arthropoda, Insecta, Hymenoptera, Formicidae. The transcript is spliced from 3 exons. Gene Ontology annotation, cellular component: chitin-based extracellular matrix. Gene Ontology annotation, molecular function: structural constituent of chitin-based larval cuticle. The record is from RefSeq and is a predicted model, not a curated record.
GGAAGCACAAGGACUCCAACUGCGUUUUAUCUUCGUUUUCUGCUUCGGCGGCGCGUCCAUUCCUCUGAUGCUCGUUCAUCAACGGGAAAAAAGACGGUUGGCCUUCUGUGCCUAGGUGUAAGACAUUCGUUUUUAAGCAAGGUCGAUGUCGUAAGGCCGGCUCGUGCGGACGCACCUUGGAUUCAUCUCCCGUACGAAUUAUCGGCUGGCAGGAGAUUCCAAGCUUAAUAUAGAAAAAAGAUGAUUGUGACCCUUGCUUUAGUCGCUGUUGCUCUGGCCCAACACCCACAGCAGCUGCAGCAGCAGCCGGUGGCCAUUCUGAAAUACGCGCAGGACAGCUCGCCGGAAGGAUCCUACAGUUACGCUUAUGAGACAGAGAACGGAAUUGCCGCUUCCGAGCAAGGCUCGCCGCAGCCCGUUGGACCUAAGGGCGAUCCUGCGGUCAUUGCCCAAGGCCAGUAUCAGUACACCGCUCCCGACGGCACCCCUAUCGCCCUCCAGUACACGGCCGACGAGAACGGCUUCCAUCCGCAGGGUUCCCAUCUGCCGGUCGCUCCACAGGUGCCCGAGCUGAUCCAGAAGGCCGUCGCGUACGUUCUAGCCCAUCCGCAGCCCGAAAACCAACAAUAAACGAUCGAUAACAUUUAGCAACAUCUUCG